Molecule: messenger RNA, 8616 nt
Organism: Suillus clintonianus
Lineage: Eukaryota; Fungi; Basidiomycota; Agaricomycetes; Boletales; Suillaceae
Exons: 5
Coding region: 1-8616 (2871 amino acids)
Source: RefSeq, a predicted model, not a curated record
AUGGAACUCCUGACCGGUAUACUGCGUGGCCUCGGGCGCAUCGCUGAUGUUCCACGCAUCCGCAAGCGCAUUGGAGAUGAUGUGCUGUGGGACAGCGCGAAAUUGCCGUGGAGGCGGUCUCCACUUUGGCUUGUCAUUCGCGUUGCCUUACAGACAACUCUGGAGCGCAGUGCUCUUGGACGAGCGACUUAUAAAUCAUUCAUGCUGUUCUUUAUGGCGAAGUUUACAACCCUUGCCCUCGACUAUGAUGUGUCGAAUGACAUCCUGCAUUUCAUGUCGGCAAAGAUCGCACGCCGUCUUUUCAAGCUUGGACCCUCUGCACCUCCGGAGUUGUCGCAGAUGGUUGGUAUGGUCACCGGUAAUGUAAGGAGUAUCCUAGAAGAGAGAUGGGAAUCUGUUCAAGACGCGCAGCGGGCCUCACCUCCUUGGGCUCCGGAGACCCUCGGGGUCUUGCGAGAUACCCAUCUUUCCUUGAACACGAGUCGAGAGUACAUACUUCAAGCUCUGCAGGACCAGCAUUCGUCCCCUCAACCACCCCCAUUCAAUCCCAGCCAUCACGUGCGCGGGUCAAUCAACGAUUUCCUUGACGCUGAUGCGAGCUUCCUGAGAGCUGCUCAUGCUGCAGAACCGUCUCUUGCCCUCGCAGACUUCGAGACUGCCAUUAGAUCAGGGAUUGAUGACUGGGUCGCGCGUGUUUCUCCUCAGAGCAUUGAUUUGGCAUGCAUUUCGAUUGAGGCGUGCACCUCUGCAUAUUCCUCGAGAGCGCUGGACGCUUACAAUGGAAACCCGGAGAAUUUGUCGAUCAUGCUCACCACACUUUUUGAGCUCUGGGUAGCCAUUGAUAAGAUCGUUGUUGGACAAAUACCACUCCUGGCAGAAUAUCCCCCCGAAAUUCCAUUGGCCCUUUGGGAGGGUCUAUAUAUCCUCAAACCUUCAGCUCUUGGUCGCCUAAAGGAACUAAACGCCUACCUUCAAGCUCGUCAUUGUAUUUCUAGUUGUCCGUCGGUGUUCUCGACUACCAUCGAUGAGAAAUCGUUCGCAGUGCGGUAUUUUGACCAGUCAUCAGAGCUUCAGAGCUUGAAGCUCGCCAUCGAAGCGGAUGCUCAGGUAAAGCGGAAGAAGAAGUUAACUGAACUUGGCGUCCUCAAUGAGAGGUACGCUGAACUGGAGACGCGCGCAGCAAGUUUAUCGCAUACAUAUGACGUCAACACCCGCGGCAAGGAAACCCACAAGCUAAAGCGCUGUGAAAAGUGUCGCCUAGAAAAGGAGAUGAAGUCGAUGACUAUCACAGUUCACGAGUGGCCGCUACCGGCCCGCAACAAUCAGGCGAUUGUGGUGGUGUUUGAGCUAAGAUGCCCUGUCGCGUUCGAGAUGUGGAGAUCUACGACAUUCCAUGUCCUCAUUGAUGUUUGCACUCCCAAAGAAGACAUUUUACCCACUCCCGCCUUCAUGACACUGCCGGAAUAUCAUGCAUUGCAGCGUUAUCGCCAGUGCCAUCCAAGGCAGAGGCUGACAUUGGCGUCGGACGCCAAACCCUUCCUCAAAUGUCAUUACAGCAACACUCACAUCCCCACAAAGAAUUUUGACACCGUUUGUGUGAACAACGGACUUGUAUUUCGGCCUUUCGAUACAACCACAGGUGUAUGGACCACCAACGUACUGUUGCGCUGCAAUUCUAGAAAGUUGUGUACUUUCCUCCUUCCCAAGGGACCAUACAAUGCUUUGCAGCCGUACCUUGCGGGAACGUCUCAUACAUCGAACGAGAUCAUAGCCCGCCAGGCAGAUUGCCACAAGAACAUGACCAUUCACGAAUUCAUCGCAUUCGGAUCCCUGCGGAGUGGACCACGAUUGCAAUGGAUGAACGUGCUACGUGAACUUCAUGCGAGGAUACUCGAUUUUCGACGCGAGGAAGUCCAUAUGCUGUUCGUGCAAGCUGUUUCACAGGUCAGCCCAAUUUCGUCUGUCGUCGACUUUAUUUGGCACGACGAGCCCAACAGCAUGCCCUUCAUUCAUGCACUACUUGGAGAGCUGGAGGAUUUAACGGCGAGCGUCGAAGAAAAUUGGUUGGAAGGUAUCACGAUCAGCACUAUCAUUAUGCUUGUGCGCCGCGUCUUGUCCUCGACACUGAAAGAUACUCUCAAAAGUCGCGGAUAUUUGCUCCUUCGAAGGAUACGAACUGCGACAUUUACGUUGUUGAUGCAGCUUUCACGGAAAAUGCAGGCCAGCUACGGUGAGACGGUCAGCCGGGACUUACAAGGGCGCGUUCGCGAUAUGGCAGUCACCUGUCGAAGCACUUUUGAUGUUGAUGGAGACGUUUCACUGCUUCUGGCGUCGAACGAUGACAUCAAAGUGUUUGCAUAUUGUGCGGUCAUGAUAUAUGACAACACUCCAAGCCAAUCAGACAAUCUUUCACAACAUUCAAAGCUACUGCUAGAACGAGACAAGAGAUGUUGUCACGCAUUAGAAACUGCGAUUCGCCAAUAUGUGGAGUUCCACAGGGAGGGCCUCGAUUGUGCGAUGGCAGAGAUUUGGGGCAGCUACAGACGAGGAACUCCUUGGAUAGCAUUGCCGGCUCCAAAUUCUCGCUGGCUUGUGUCGCAAACUGCGCGUUCAUGGUCUCAAUCACCGCAAGCCGUGCACUUCGACUUGAUUAGUGGGUGCUUGCUUGUUGACGGGAAGCAGCUGGGCAGGCUCCCGUCAAUGAUAGUGCAACAUCCUACCUACCAAUCGAUUUUUGGUGAUCAAGUUCUGGACAUCAUUCCAGCUGGUAUUCCUGGAAUGGAGUAUGCAACACGCGGAAAUCUCUGUGACCAUCAGGUGUUUUUCGCUCUCCGCGACUCUCACGAUCUCAUCGUCCGCGCGAAGCAUGUCAAACAAGGCUCACCUAUCCUUCAGCUCAUUCCGAGCCAUAAAUUUGAGCAUGACUUACCUACGCCCUUGAUAGCAGGAUGUACUCAUUGGCUCAACCUGGACACGAGCGAAAUAGAGAUACGGCCAGCGGAAAAUGCAUGGAAGUCUUCGCCUGAAAACUGGGUCUUGCGAUUUGCUCUAGAUCUGCAGGACUCCUCGACACUCCGGAAUGCUAACGGUGCCACUCUUAUAGAUAUACGCAGCCAAACGUGGGAUAUGAUCUCCGAGAGGAUGCGUCCUCUUGAGGACACUUGCUGCAUCAUGGUCACAUGUAAUGAAGCAUCGGGCAGUGCUUUCUCCUCGCUGAAGGUUGAUUUACCUCGAUAUGGUCUCGAAUUCUUCGUCAACGAGGAUGGGGAAAUGCAGUCCCGUAACAUGCGCAACAUGGUCGUCGAUACCACUCAGUCGACUGGAACGAUGUUUGGAUUGAAAAACCAGCUCGUUUUGCGUCCGAAGUCGCAGAUUGUGGACGAGCACCCACACACCGUCAUCAUCCCAGACGGUCGUAUCUCAUACUCUGCCAAUGGUCAUCAUGUCCAGGUUACCAUCACUCCUGAAGGUCCCCGAGAGACAUUCCACUUGUACAGGGUUGACACAGAUCUACGCUGUCUCACUGGGAGCGUAGGUCUGACGACAAAGCUAUAUCAGGCGCUCCUCCACGCUAUUACCAGCGGCUGUCUCCCUGAUCCCCUGACGGGUCGAACUGGGACAGAGGAGGCGCUGCAUCUCUUGCAUUCUGCAGCUUGUCUGUCCUUUACAAAGCUUCGCCCUCGUGAUGCAGAUCUCUUGCGUGAGAUCAGUUCGCUGUCAACCAAGCGUGUCUGGUAUCCCGCUCAUAUUCGGAAAAUGCAGACCGUUUCAUGGUCGUGCCUUGUGUCCCUCGCACAGCACCAUGGUUUUCAUCCAGCCGCGAAAUCCAUCAUGGACUAUGGCAUGCAACUUUCCACUUUCGCAGAAGGGUCUUCAAACCUUCAUCCUACCUUUGAUCUUCCACCGUUAACCAACCACCUUCUCGAGCGCGUGUCCAUUCGUGCCUCAGCGGUCUAUCCUGACCAGUUUUCUCUUCCACUUCCGCUCGGUGACACAGAUGUCAUCUAUGCUUCACAUGAUAUUUCCGAUAAACAUGCGGAAGAGAGGGCGUUUCGUACUGCCUUCAUGGUGCACCAGUGGCCAAGCAGACUUCCGGUGCAACAGAAUCUCCUCAGUUUAUUGACUCAGUGGCAAAAUGUCCGGGGCAUUGACGAACCGCUCAGCUUGCGAUACUCCAAAAAAUGGCUUGAACCGGCUUUUCCUGAUAUCUUCCUUUCUGCGUACGAUUGCUGUCGUAGUGCUACGACAAAGGACAAAUUUCAGCUGAUGUUUACCCUAGCUUCAGUAUCGUACAGCUUGUUGGACGUGCAUGCGCUCGUCCCAACACUCCUAGCAUUCGCCACAAUUCCCGAAAUUCGCUGCCUGGCAGGCCCACCGAAGUUCACCUCCUAUGACAUCUCUGAUGGCUUUAUGCCUUCCAAUACGAGAUUGGAUAGUCUCAUCAGUUCUUGUACCAAAGGUUAUGAUGUCAGCGAGGAGAGCCACUUAGCUGCAUGGCCUGGGGAAAAUGACGAGGCUCUAAGGAUGCGUCGCCUAGCAGCUUUCGAAGACAGGUGCCGCCCUGAGAAGCAAGUCAUUCUGAGCGAAGUUUGCACUGCUUGGCCGUGCGUAAACCUUCCAACGCUCGAUACGCUGCAAACAAGCUACUUCGAUCUCAAGAAAUUGUCGAAGAAACUUCGUCCAGUGUUUCGUAGUUGUUGGGCAAACCACUGUUUGAAGGAGCACUUAGAUGUCCAGCAAUUGACCCUGAACCGAUUCUACGUUCCCGAUCCUCCUUGGAAACAACCCUCACAAUAUAAUCCUGAUUCGAAUCUUGGGGAUGCUGCUUCACCGACCUCAUGUGUUGAUGCCCAGUUCCUUUUCGACAGGAACCCGCCUGUUAUACGCACGCUCGGGUCUUCCCAACUUGAAGUUCUGCCCAAUUCCACUCGAAGAGAUUCGGUAUCUCCAUAUUCCAGUGUCACAACGAGGUUGCAACAGCUGAUCGACGACUUUCGCGCACGAGGAAGCAAUCGGUUCCACCAGAACUAUGCUAAUGAUUUAGACCAGAGCACGUCAAUUCUCUGUGAAGAAAAGCUCGUUAUCCCGCCAGAUCACACAGUGUACACCACAGAAGUACUGCUUGAGCACCAUUCUCUGCAUAGCCAGAGAUUCCAAGAUUCACUCACCGCUGUCGUACACGCCCUCUCCCCUGCUUCUGCUGCUGAGAAAGCAUUGGCCAAUGCUGGGCUGUGGCCCCGAGUUACACCAAACUUCCUCCUCACUCGCAUGGCCUCCGCAUCAGGAAAUAGUUUGGGGAAGGCUUGGCGUACUACUCUCGUCCACCUGUCUCAGACACUUUUACAACUACAACGCUCCCGAAGGCUACUCAUCUUUGCUGCCAACAAAAAUUGGGUCGAGUUCUUCAAGGAAUUUGAGAACGAAGAAUGCGAGGGGUUUGAUCCUGAGGUGUACCCUGAUUGGCUUUUAAUACAGAUUGAAAGUCAGUUCCUGGCACGGCCUGUCCAAGUGAAGGUUGCACUGGAGAUGAUGUCGCCAUCCACGGGACGAAAUACUUCUCUCCAGCUGAACAUGGGUGAAGGCAAAUCCUACGUGAUUGUUCCCCUCGCAGCAGCCGCACUUUCUGAUGGCCAAAAACUGGUUCGAGUAAUCGUACUAAAGUCGUUAUCUGCCCAGAUGUUCCAGCUCCUGGUUGAACGUCUAAGCGGCCUUGCGCAGAGGCGCAUUUUCUAUAUCCCAUUCUCCCGCACUUCCUCUAUCAACUCAGCGCAGGUGAAAAUGUAUCGUGACUUGAUGCAAGAAUGCAUGGAUGCCAAGGGUAUUUUGGUCGUGCAACCGGACCAUAUUCUAUCAUUCCAGCUCAUGGCUGUUGAUCGCCAGCUGUCACCUCAGAAUGAUGCUGCUCAAGACAUGCUGCGGACUCAGUUGUGGCUCGAAAAUCACACGCGCGACAUCCUGGACGAAAGUGAUGAAAUUCUGCACGUCCGCUACCAGCUGGUGUACACUGUCGGUCUCCAAAGGUCGCUCCAAGGUCAUCCCGAAAGAUGGACAACUACACAACAAGUGCUUAGUCUUGUCGCAAAGCACGCCGCUCGGCUCGCGAGUGAAUUCCCCUCUCAUACAGAAGUGUGCACUCGGGAGCACGGAGGGGUCCCCUUCGUUCGAGUUCUACACCGAGCAGCAGGAGAAGCUUUGGUUCAAUGGAUCGCAGAGGAUGUCAUCAUUGGGGCACUUCAAAACAUCAGCUUCGAUCAGGCAUCUUUCCACGUAAAAGAAGCCGUCCGCAAGUUCAUCGCAACUGAGAAGAUAUCCAAUACUUGUAUCAACUUAGUGGAGAAAAACUAUAGACACACCACCGUCUGGCCCGGCCCUCUAGUCUUGCGUGGACUGCUGGCAUGUGGAAUCUUGGUUUAUGCCCUCAAAGAACGUCGCUGGCGCGUGGACUAUGGCCUCCACCAAAAACGAACGAUGCUAGCCGUUCCGUUCCGCGCUAAAGACAUGCCCUCCCUGCGGGCAGAGUUUGGCCAUCCCGACGUAGCUAUCACCCUCACGUGCCUGUCAUAUUACUAUGCACGUCUCACGCUCCAGCAGCUGAUGUUGUGCUUCGAGCUCCUGCUGAAGCAGGAUAAUCCCGCCCUCGAGUAUGAAUCCUGGGUGGAUGGAAUUCAGUCCAUCCCAGAAAGUUUGCGGCACCUUAGCGGAAUCAAUACAAAAUCUGCGGAGCAGCUCCAUGACCUUCAGCAACUGUUCGAAUUCAACAAGGCAGUCAUAGAUUUCUACUUGUCACGAGUUGUUUUCCCAAAGGAAGCGAAGGGAUUUCCCAGUAAACUCACCAACUCCGGGUGGGAUCUCGCUCAAGAGAAGAAACAUUACACAACCGGCUUUUCUGGCACCAAUGACAAUCGUUAUCUGCUACCGAACUCGAUGGUGCAACGUGACCUUGAUUACCAACGCAGUACCAAUGCCCGAGUCCUGGCGUUUCUUCUGCGCUCGGAGAACAAUUGUUACACAUGCAUGCCGCUGGGCCAAAAGAUGCAAGAUUUCAUCGAUGCCCUGAUCGCACAAAUCCCUGAGGUUCGCGUGCUCCUGGAUGUGGGUGCGCAGAUGCUAGAAUUGAAGAAUCAAGAGUUGGCCGAAGCAUGGCUUCAAGCCAAGCGCGACGCCCAAGCUGCAGUUUUCGUAAAUGACGAUGAUGAACUUGUCGUUGUCAGUCGCGAUGGGACAGUGGAGCCCCUUGUUUCGUCCCCCUUUGCCCAGCAGCUUGACCAGUGCGUGAUAUAUCUGGACGACGCGCAUACUAGAGGCACAGAUGUCAAGCUGCCUUCCGGUUUCCGAGCUGCUGUGACGCUUGGCCCCAAAGUCACGAAAGACCGUCUGACGCAAGGAUGCAUGCGAAUGCGGAAGCUGGGCAAUGGGCAAUCAAUAAUAUUCUUUGCUCCGAUUGAAGUUGACCGGAGCAUUCGUUCGGCGACCCAGAAAGCUGACAUCGACGAUGUCGACGUGGCAGAUAUUUUGCACUGGGCGAUGCUCGAGACCUGUCUUGACAUUCAAAUGCGUGCACCACACUGGGUUCAACAGGGAUCAGAAUUCAAAACACGGCAUUCCGCGUGGACUCAAUUCUCACCUACCCCUACUUCGAUCUUGACUUUGAAGACAGCCUGGUUGCAGCCGGAGGAGCGUUCAUUGGAGGAUAUGUACGCACCGCGCAGAUCUUCACUGGUAUCCCAGGUUUGUCACCCAGACAUUCAAAGGAAGUGCGAGGAGCUCGGAUUUCUGAAUCUAUCGGCCAUCGAAAGGAACCUGGAUGAGGAACAAGAAAGGGAGGUAGUGCAUGAAGUAGAGAGAGAGCGUCAAGUGGAGAGACCGCCCAGGGUGGAACCUGCAGCCCAGGUCCUCCAUGUGGACGUUCGUCGAUUCGUCAAGACGGGCCGAGUUCCCGAGGGGUCUUCUGCAUUCAUUCCAGCACUAUCCUGCUUUGUCAACACUACUGCUGCCUUUCACGAGCGUUACCAGUGGGCACACAACCUUUUAGUCACCCAUGACUUCGCUCGCACGGUGGGUCUCUCUGCUAUACAGAACGCGGAUGAUUAUUUGCGGCCCGUCAAUUGGGUCGUAUCCAGUCACUUUGGAGUGCUGGUAAUCAUGAGCCCGAACGAAGUGGACACACUACUGCCUCGUAUCCGCAAAAGCAAUGCGGUUCACUUGUGCGUCUAUACUCCUCGCACCACAAAGACAAUGCAGGCGUGUGAUGACCUUCGCCUCUACUGUGUUCCUUCGGCACCACAGUCGACAUCAUUGGAAUCGCUGAUUUGCCAGCUCAACCUUUUUUCUGGCCAGCUCUAUUUCUCCAGUUACAAGAUGUAUCUCCGCACUUGCAGUUUCUUAGGGCUCAACGCACCAGAUCUAGGGAAUGAGGAGUUGAUAGCCGACAGCGACGGGUACAUCAGCGAGGAGAAUCGCCCUUCUGCGAGAGCAUCGUGCUCGUUCAAGCAAUCCCAGCUUCCGCCACUGAAGGAGUUGUUCAGAAUGAGGAGGAAAGGCAUGGGGUAUCUGCCAACUCACCUCGGAAAGAUGCUCAAUGGCCGCAUUCUGACAGAAGAGGAUUUUAUUGACUGA